CCGUCAUCUGUCACUAGAGAAAAAUUGUAUUGGAAGGUUUCGGCGGGACGGGAAUGGCGAGGCAUCGCAGAUUCGGGGUGGAGAGGGUUUGGCUCUGCAUCAUCAUCUCAUACUCUGUUUCGUGUUUCUUGCUCAAUUCUCUUCUUGAAUUAUAUAUGUAUAUCACUGCGAGUAUAUAUACACACACACAGUGAGAGAGUUGAGUUGAGCGAGCCUGCAACUUCUCGCCAUGGAGAAGCAGAUUCUGGAGAUCAACUUGAUCUCCGCACAGGGUUUAAAAACUCCGUCCGCCAAUUUGCGCCGGAUGCAAACCUACGCCGUCACCUGGAUUAACCCCGCCACAAAGCUCCGCACCAGCGUCGAUUCCGUCGGCGUAGAAAACCCCACCUGGAACGACAAAUUCCUCUUCCGAGUGUCCAAUGAAUUCAUUUCCGGCGAUACCUCCGCCGUUGCCGUCGAGAUUUACGCCGUCGGGUGUAUUAAGGAUUUUCUUAUCGGCACCGUGCGUUUUUUGCUGAGUACGUGUUUGAAGAGAACGAAGCCAGGGGAGAGAUCAAUCGGAACUCCUUCCUUCACCGCCUUACAGAUUCGCCGUCCUUCCGGUAGAUUCCAAGGCGUUCUCAACAUUGCCGCUGCAGUCUACCAUUCUUCCGAUUACGCGAUUCUGGACAAACUUUCAGCCGUAAGUUUCCGAGAAUUGAUGAAGAAGAAGGAAAGCGAAGCGCAUCGUCUUCGGAGGCUGAGCCGCGGAGGAUCGAGGCGGAGCCAGCCGUCCUCCGGAGGCGAAUCUUGUGAUCUCUCUGACGGUGCAGAUUCGUCGACGUCUUCCUCGUCGACGGCCUCAACGGCGUUGAAAGAGUGGAACAGUGUACGAGAAACGGCGGGAAAGAUGAAAGGGGCGAAAUCGGACGGCAGCGGAUUGCUGUGCGGUUUGGUGACGCCGAGAAAGAUCCCAUUCUGUCCGCCGGAUCAGAAUCUCGAGUUCUGGGCGAAAGCUUUUGAAGAGAACGAUUAAUCGACGGCCAAGAUUCGAGCAGAAAUGGACGGCUACGAUGGCAUGAAUGGCACUCACAAAGAUCAGAGUGUUGAAAGAUGACUCGGCCGCUAAAUCUUUUUGCUGCGGUAAUUUGAUGAAUUUCAAAGAGGAAUUUUUGAGCGGGUAAAAGUUGUUGGAGUGAAGAAACUAUUCUUUUACUUAAGAAAUCCAUUUGAAUGUGGAGAUUGAAUUUCCCACACUACUUUCUUUCGUUUCGUCUUCUUUCAUUUCUUAAAAGCAAUCUUCAGUGUGUUCUUUAGCUGAGUGAUGGAAUGAUUGUUUGAUUAUAUGCUAUUUCUUGCUUCUCAUGCUAUUAUCUAUAUAUCUGUUAGAUGAAGACUUCUGCAAGAAAUCUGGCGUUGUUAAAACCUGAUUGGGUUCUUGAUCUCAGAAUUAAGAUGGAAUUAGUUGAAUGAGUGGACUGAAAUCUGAGUUAGUUCAGGUGAGAUUAGGUUAAUUUGCAAAUUGAAUUGCUUUUCCUUCGCCAUUAAAACUAGACUCGACUGACCAGACUAGCCAGUAUUCAAAAGCACACAGCAAUUGUUGAGAUCCAAAAAUUCAUCUUUCUUGAGAUGGGCAUGGCCCAGAAGCAGGUAAGCCCAAGCCAGGCCCUAUAAAUUGGAGCUGGGUUUGGGACUGGAGACGCGUUCGGGAGCAUCGAAUAGCAGAGAAGAGAAGGGAAGCGAAGAGAAGGGAAUCGAAGAGAAGGGACGCGAUCUAGGGCUUUGUUGCAGCCAUGCCGAAGAACAAGGGAAAGGGAGGGAAGAA
Andrographis paniculata is the source of this 1804-nucleotide messenger RNA. RefSeq lists its product as uncharacterized. Gene Ontology annotation, biological process: defense response. The record is from RefSeq and is a predicted model, not a curated record. The transcript has 2 exons. Lineage: Eukaryota; Viridiplantae; Streptophyta; Magnoliopsida; Lamiales; Acanthaceae. Bases 230 to 1015 code for a protein of 261 amino acids.